AAAUGGAUGUUCUACCCAUGUGCAGCAUCUUUCAAGAACUUCAAAUAGUUCACGACACGGGCUAUUUCUCAGCCUUACCGUCACUGGAGGAGUACUGGCAGCAGACAUGUUUGGAGUUGGAGCGCUACCUGCAGAGCGAGCCUUACGUCUCCACAUCCGACCUCAAGUUCGACGGCCAGGAAGACCUCUGGAGCAAGCUGAUCUUGGCCUGCGGGGAUAAGGCCAAGGCCGAAUCUGACCCAAAGCUGGCCCCGGCCCACGAGGAGGACAAUCAGGACAGCCAAAUCUUGGACACCAACAGUGUGAAUUCAGACGCCAGCAGCGAGGCUUCAGACAGUUCUGAGGAGCUCUCGCCCACGCACAGCUUUACCUCCAACCCUCUGGGCUCUGUCUUGGUUGGUUCUGGACCUUUUAGCCCCUCCGUCAUUAGCACUCCCCCGUCCUCACCGGAGGCCAACUCGGAGCCCGGCGCCGUGACAAACGGCUGGGUCGCCACGCACACCGAGUUGCACUUGCCAGUCAAAAUUAGGAGCGGCGGGGUGGCAAAGACUUCGGAAAAGACGGGAAUCAUCUGCGGGGACGCGUCUCCAGACGGCAGGAGGCGAGUACACAGGUGUCACUUCAACGGUUGUCGCAAGGUUUACACGAAGAGCUCCCACCUUAAAGCACACCAGCGCACUCAUACAGGUGAGAAACCAUACAGGUGUUCAUGGGAAGGCUGCGAGUGGCGUUUUGCACGAAGCGACGAGCUGACCAGACACUUCAGGAAGCACACUGGGGCAAAGCCAUUUAAAUGCAGUCACUGUGACAGAUGUUUCUCCAGGUCUGACCAUCUGGCUCUUCACAUGAAGAGGCACAUCUAGAGCAGGGCGAGCACCAACCAAGCAACACAGCGAAGGGGAAAGUUUUUUUUAAAAAGAAAAAAAAACAAACGCCGUCUCCCGACCAGUCUCUUGGUUGAACUGUCCCAGAGCAGAGUGGCGGGAGUGUGUUCCAGCCAAAGCAUGCCGUUUUGCACCAUACUGAAACCCAGUGCCUCCGGGACCUCUCUUUGGAGAAAGGCGCUCUGAAGGUUGUCUGUUGCGACGAGAGGACAAAAUCAUGGAUGGGAAAGAAUUUGUUCUGAUUUGAGAAGGACUUACAACACACGAAAAAAGACAAAAAAAAAAAAAAAGAUAAAAGACACACAAACAAAAAGAGUGAAUGAUCUGUAUGUAUGGUGCAUGAUGUUUUGGGGACAUCUCCCGGACAGCAGAUACACUGGUACUUUACAAAACUGUCUGAGGUAAGCAUGUGUGCACUGUGAAUGUCUGAGAUUGGCCGACCGGCCCCCUGGAAGGAGAGAAGUCAGGAGGAUUUUUCAGAGAAGCGAUGGAUUGGUGGAUGGUGCGGGGCUGGUACCAAUGUUGCUGUGGACUGAAUGGGUUUCUGGGGGAAACAGUCCACUUGUGUUUCCCCGGUGGCAGUGUGAGGAUGAGGCAGGGAGGAAGUCCCUGCCUGUCUGUCUGUCUGGCACCCAGACUGGGGUGGGGUGGGGGAUGGGGG
Messenger RNA from Seriola dumerili (greater amberjack), 1545 nucleotides. RefSeq names its product Krueppel-like factor 6 (gene klf6a). The transcript has 4 exons. Gene Ontology annotation, biological process: regulation of transcription by RNA polymerase II. The coding region runs from base 3 to 863 and encodes 286 amino acids. The record is from RefSeq and is a predicted model, not a curated record. Lineage: Eukaryota; Metazoa; Chordata; Actinopteri; Carangiformes; Carangidae. Gene Ontology annotation, molecular function: DNA-binding transcription factor activity, RNA polymerase II-specific; RNA polymerase II cis-regulatory region sequence-specific DNA binding.